CUAGAGCUAUGGGCAACAACACCAAUUAUUUCUUCUCCACCACUUUCAUCCUCUCCCUUCUUCUUCUCCUCUUAGCCACAUUCACCACAGCCUGCAGUGAACCAUGCAGACAACCCAAACCCAAACCCUCCCCAUCAUCAUCCAAGCCGCCAUUCUGCCCAAGGGACACUUUGAAGUUUGGUGCCUGUGUUGAAAUCCUUGGACUGGGCAGUGUGGGUGUUGGGGGCCCCACAACAGGCCCUUGCUGUGCUGUUCUCCAAGGGCUUGCUGAUUUGGAGGUCGCAGCUUGCCUUUGCACUGCCCUUAAGGCCAAUGUGCUUGGGAUCAUCAACCUCAAUAUGUCUGUUGCUUUGAGUGUUCUUUUUAGUGCUUGCCACAAAACUAUCCCUGAUGGCUUCAAGUGCGAAUGAAUAUAAUAUAAUGAGUCAAUAACGAACAUUCCUAGGCAAUGUAUGUGGUGUUUGUGUUUGUUGUAUUCACUGGUUAAUUACUGAUGAUGCAUUAUGAGUAUGUACUUAAGUCUGUCAUUAUUAUUGUUUGCUUGUUGCAACAAAAUUAAUAGUGAUCUACCUAUACUAUGUUGCUACAUGUUUUCCUUGUCUGAUCGUGUGCUGUAAUAUUAGUUGGUCGUUAUUAAUAAUUACUUUGAUUUUCAGU
This is a messenger RNA of Ipomoea triloba (trilobed morning glory), 657 nucleotides long. Its product is annotated as 14 kDa proline-rich protein DC2.15-like. The record is from RefSeq and is a predicted model, not a curated record. Bases 9 to 410 code for a protein of 133 amino acids. The transcript has a single exon. NCBI's taxonomy places the organism in Eukaryota, Viridiplantae, Streptophyta, Magnoliopsida, Solanales, Convolvulaceae.